AUGGCCAACCAGCGAACCAGCAAACCCAGGACCAUAUUUAAACUUGUGGAGACGGCAGUGUUCGUAGUGUCCGGCUUCCACAUCUUUCUCGGCAUCCUCAGUGUCUGCCUGGGGGUUAUCAGCAGCUUUAAGGCCGAAGUCUGGCUGGCUCACAGUGUCUCGCCAAUCUGGAGUGGAGGCUUCUUCUCUAUCACGGGUAUCCUUGGCAUCUGGUGCGCCAGGAGAAAGUCUUCCUACGUGAUCAUGUCAUUCACUGCCUUCUCCGUGGUGUCCAUGGUGGUAGCUGUGGUCAGUAUCCAGCUGCUGAGGGUGGGCCUGGUCAACCACACCACGGACGGACACACGUUCCAGAAGGAGAAGAAGGAUAUCCUCAUCUAUGUUUCCUUGGCGGCGGCGGGUACAGAGAUCCUCGUGUGUAUGGCGUCUGUGGUCCUCAGUUACCGGAUUGCUAAAGUGGCCAAAGAAGAACACAGCAAGCAACGAGAUGGCAUGUUCUACGUGAAGGUGCUGGGUCAGAAGGACAUCGUAGUGGUAACUAAACCUGUCGAUGACCAUGAUGAGCUGACUGCCGUUUGA
Molecule: messenger RNA, 576 nt
Organism: Candidula unifasciata
Lineage: Eukaryota; Metazoa; Mollusca; Gastropoda; Stylommatophora; Geomitridae
Source: the annotation of a GenBank genome assembly